Trichomonas vaginalis G3 is the source of this 339-nucleotide messenger RNA. RefSeq lists its product as uncharacterized. The transcript has a single exon. NCBI's taxonomy places the organism in Eukaryota, Parabasalia, Trichomonadida, Trichomonadidae. Bases 1 to 339 code for a protein of 112 amino acids. The record is from RefSeq and is a predicted model, not a curated record.
AUGUUCUUUCUUUUCUUAAUUGCAUCAAGAGAAUAUGAUUUCUCGUUUUACCAUAGAAAUUUACGUUCCUGGCAACUAGAGGACAGUCGUGUUCUAGUUCUUCAUGAAGCCCAGCCGUACUGUUCUAGAAAUCCUUGUCCAAGGGUUUUACUUUCUCCUAAAGUCUAUGCCUUCAUUAAAUCUGGUUCCAAACAAAUUGAUUUUAAUGCAUCUUCAGGCAAAAUAAAACUUGCAGAUGGAAGAACUGCUUAUGUUGGAAAUGACCAAUAUUUGCGCAUAGUUGGAAAAGAUGUUUCUACAACAGAAGUAUAUAAAUUAAAUGAUAAUAUUUAUAGGUAA